Molecule: messenger RNA, 231 nt
Organism: Desarmillaria tabescens
Lineage: Eukaryota; Fungi; Basidiomycota; Agaricomycetes; Agaricales; Physalacriaceae
Product: 8 kDa subunit-domain-containing protein
Exons: 3
Biological process (GO): transcription by RNA polymerase II; transcription by RNA polymerase I; tRNA transcription by RNA polymerase III
Cellular component (GO): RNA polymerase II, core complex; RNA polymerase III complex; RNA polymerase I complex
Molecular function (GO): zinc ion binding; DNA binding
Source: RefSeq, a predicted model, not a curated record
AUUAUUCCAGUUCGCUGCUUUUCAUGCGGCAAGGUCAUUGGCGACAAAUGGAAUGAUUAUCUGAAGCUCCUCUCCAAUGACAAAACUGAAGGUGAAGCUCUCGACGAGCUGCAACUAAAAAGAUAUUGCUGUCGCAGGAUGGUGUUAACGCAUGUCGAUUUGAUUGAGAAAUUGCUGCAUUAUAAUCCCAUGGAGAGAACUAGGGACAGGUCACACUUCGUCCAACAGUAA